Saccostrea cuccullata (small rock oyster) is the source of this 2665-nucleotide messenger RNA. RefSeq lists its product as uncharacterized. The record is from RefSeq and is a predicted model, not a curated record. The transcript is spliced from 2 exons. The coding region runs from base 62 to 2269 and encodes 735 amino acids. Lineage: Eukaryota; Metazoa; Mollusca; Bivalvia; Ostreida; Ostreidae.
UGCAGACGAAUUUCUUCAAAAAAGCUUCGUAAUCGAUUUGACAGACAAGGUAGAAAAGAGCAUGAAGGAAAUAUUCACGCACAUUAAUGACAUGGACGAGAAAUGUUUUUCGUGUUUGUCUUCGGUGCUGUUGAAUCCUGGUUUGAGCUUUCAAUGUUCAGCAGCUUCUCGCAUACAUCAUUCUGAUCUUUUUCGCAAUGAUUUCAUGAUUCCACAAAAAAUCGCAGAGUCUUUUGUUGGGAUUUAUUUAGAGAAAGAAGAUAGCUGCUAUUAUGUUAAUGAUGAAAGUAUCCGAAAGGUUUUGUGUCAAGUUCAUUUAAAGCGAAAUCCAGAGGUAUUUCUUGAAAUGUGUCCUUUAAGAUACCUCAGUUACAUUAUGGACCAUGAUGAUGUUUGCAUAACAAAAGAUGCUUUUUAUGGAACAUUGCUCUUACGUUUUUUUAACGAAAUAAAAAUGCAUCCUUCACACUCCCUGUUUGAGGAAUUAGCGCGACUUUUGGAGAUGAAAAACGUUGAUGAACAUAUAUUUUCUUUCGACGCUGUGAAAGCAAAUAUUGCUCAAAUUCCGAACACAAUCAAGGCCCACUUGGCAAAUCAACUAGCAGUGAGUGGAAAGGAUGAGUUUACAUCCCUUAUACAAAUGUUGGUAAAGGACUUCAAUUUGACUGCAAAAAAUGUAUCUAAAAUGUCAUAUGAUGAUAUCUCAAUUUUGUCCGACGAAAAUAUAGCUCAUUCAAGAUCCACUUUUACUGCAAUAGCUUGCGAAUUCGAUCAGACAAGGUAUGAAUGGGGUCGAAAAACUGAAAAUAUUUACCCUUAUUGUCUUUCCAAUCAAGUGCUUGAAAGGUUGGUAAAAAGUGUUUAUAUGACUGAUACGUUGAUGGCAAAAAUUUUAAUUAGAGCAGUUGAGGAAAACUUUUGCUCCCAGUUUAGCGUCAGAUCUGUUUAUGUCUGGACAGGAUACAGGUUUCAAAAACAGAGAGUUACUUGCAAUGAGUAUGUCAUUAUUGUUUGUAAGGAAGGCUUUAAAUGUACGGCAAAAGAAGUGCUACCUUUAAAAUAUUGCGGACUUGAAGUCCUUGUAAAAGAAAUCUCUGAAGUUGAUGGUGAAUCACUUGCAAUUAUGGAAUAUGAAGCAAAGUUUAACCUCGACAGAAAUUUGGUGAUACACGAUUGGGUCAUAAAUAGCUUACUUCAAUCCCAUAGUAACAUAACUGGGAUUACAACAUCAUCUGUAUUAUCAAGGAAUUACAAACCUGGAAAACCACCCAAUAUCGAACCAGUUUCCUGUAUUGUAAUAUCAUGCCACACAAAAGGUAUAAUUCCAAUGGGCGAAAAACCAUUUCCUACGAAUUUAAAUGGUUAUCCUGUGGAUGUACGUGAAUCUGGUGCAGCUAUUUCUGCAACUCGCCAUCCUCAAAUAGGAGACAGUAUCAAAUCAAGCACUGCUGAAAUGGGUAAGGGUACCUUGGGAGGAUUUGUUUUUGUUGGCAACAAAAUAUAUUACUUAACCGCAGCACAUGUCUUGGUGUUAAAAAUCCAUCUUAAUGAAAACCUGUUUGAAAACGCGAAAACAUUAGAUGUAAAAAUUUUAAGAGAAAUAUCUGACGAAUGGAAUGAAUGUGGAAUACUUGACAGAGGGUAUUUUGGAGAGAUACGUUUGAAAAGAAAAUUUACGGUAGAUGCUGUUCUUGUCAACAUUAAUUCUGAGGAUCACAAGCCAAAACACCCAUUUGUUCCUCAAAAAAAUAUGAUAGAUGCAGGAUUUUUAGAAGGAAGUAAACCAAUUUUUAGUGGAAAAAUAAAAGACGUUUCAAACCUGGACGAACCAUUGAAUAUUGUUAAAUAUGGACAAACAACGUUGUGGACAAAGGGGAGAUUGACCCGUAUUAAUACUAUGAAAACGAUAAAAAUCAAUGAAAACGGUUCUUUUUUUAAACAAUAUUUCGGUCAAAUGGUUAUAAAAUCUGACCAUGGUAAAUUUGCUGAUCUUGGAGAUUCUGGAUCUCUCGUAUUCAUUGUAAGUGAUUACAACGAUCCAGAAUUAGAGUGCAUUGGACUCCUUAAUGCUGUAGACCAAGCAUCCGGGGAAGUUUACGUUACCCCAAUCAGAGCGGUUUUGGAGAGUUUGAGACUUGAUGAAAAUGCCUUCAAAAAAAUUGAUCCGCCGUUUACCUUGACGUACUUAAACAUGAUUAGAGAAAGAUUAGACUUGCACACUGAAAUUCUUUUGAACAUUGAAGAAAACAUAAGACAACAAGCAUCCUGAUCAUUCCCUGGUUUGUUUGUUUGUUUGUUUGUUUUUUUUUUUUUUUUUGCAUUCAGUUUGCUUAUGUGACUACAGUUUAUUCAAAGACAUAGUGCAAUUUUGCAUAAUUCUCCCGAAGUCAAAUUAGACAUUGUACAUGUAAUGGAAAGAAAAAUAACAGAAAAAUCACAUAGAUGAGUUUUUUUUCGUCUUUUGGUUAAAGAGUUCCAAUAUUUUAAGGAGCCUUAUGUGCAUGCGUUUAUUCUUUCGAAAAAGUCUGGAUAGAACCCAACUUCUAGAAAAUAUAAUUACUUAUUGCUGUACACUUUUUCCCUGAGUUAUAAAAGAGUAGUUGUAUUUUAUUAACUGAUAUAUUUUCAAGAUUCCUGGUAAAGUAUGCUCUUUUUUGUCUACGAA